Messenger RNA from Phanerochaete carnosa HHB-10118-sp, 2577 nucleotides. RefSeq lists its product as uncharacterized. The transcript has 5 exons. The record is from RefSeq and is a predicted model, not a curated record. Bases 50 to 2500 code for a protein of 816 amino acids. Lineage: Eukaryota; Fungi; Basidiomycota; Agaricomycetes; Polyporales; Phanerochaetaceae. Gene Ontology annotation, molecular function: ATP hydrolysis activity; ATP-dependent protein folding chaperone; ATP binding. Gene Ontology annotation, biological process: protein folding.
GCCCUCCCUCCCUCAAGUGCUUGAUUGCAUCUCGGGGCCGACAUCCACCAUGUGGGUUUUCCGCACCCUAUGCCUCUCCUUCACCAUCCUCGCUGUAAGCCUCUUGGCGUCGGCUGCCACAGACGGCGCGCAGAAGUUCAACUACGAAAGCGACGUCGCUCGUCUGCGUAAAAUUGUCAUCAACAGUCUCUACUCCCAUCGCGAAGUCUUCCUUCGUGAACUUAUUUCUAACGCCAAUGAUGCACUCGAGAAACUCCGUCUCACUUCUCUCACGGUUCCUGAGGUCCUUGAGGGCGCAGAGAGCAUGAAUGUCACGAUCAAAGCAUUCAGGGACGAAGAUGGCAUCUCCAAGCUCGUCCUUCGUGAUACAGGUAUCGGUAUGACCCCCGACGAACUCACCGCGAACCUCGGUACACUGGCCAAGUCUGGCACCUCCGAGUUCCUUGCCCGCGCAGAGAGCACAGAUGGCACUGGCACUGGCAAUCUUAUUGGCGCAUUCGGUCUCGGCUUCUACUCCAGCUUCCUCGUUGCUGACAAGGUCUAUGUCACUUCCGUCGCUGCCAAGUCUCCCAAGAACCCCGACCCUCAACAGUACGUCUUUGCCUCGACUGCCGACGAGAGCACCUUUGAGGUCUACCCUGACCCACGCGGGAAUGUUCUCGGCCGCGGCACAGAAAUCACGCUUGUUCUGAAGGAGGAUGCGCUCGACUACGUCGACACCCUCAAGAUCAUUGAACUCGUCAACAAGCAUUCUAGCUUUGCGACAACAUUCCCCAUCUACCUUCACACGACUCGCACUGAAGAAGUUCCCGUUGAAGACGAGGAAACAGAGACGACAGAGACGCCCAAGCCCAAGUCUGAGAAUGACGAUGACGAUGAAGAGGCAUCUGUCGAAGAUGUCGAAGAAGAAGAAGAGAAGCCGAAGAAGACCAAGCCUGUCGUCGUUGAGGAAUGGGUUCACCUUAACUCGCAGCCGCCUAUCUGGAUGCGUGACCCGAAGACAGUUACAGACGAAGAAUACGAGAUUUUCUACCAGUCUACUUUCAAGGACUACGAGAAGCCGCUCAGCUGGGCCCACUUCUCCGGCGACUCUGCGGGCACUUCCUUCAAGGCGAUCGUCUAUAUUCCUUCGCAUCUUGACGACUCGUUCUGGCAGAACUCGCAGACCCCUGCGGACAUCCGGCUCAUGGUCAAGCGCGUGUUCAUCAUGAGCGACCUCGGAGAGGAUGCGCUGCCGAAGUGGGCCAGCUGGGUCAAGGUCGUCGUCGACGCGGAUGACCUGCCACUGAACGUCUCGCGCGAGACUUUACAGUCAACGAGGUUCCUCAAGCAACUCAAGGGCAUCAUCGUGAAGCGCCUCCUUCAGAUGCUCGCGAAGCUCGCCGAGAACGCGGAGCGCAAGAGCGAGCUCGAGGAGCUCGAGGAGGAUGGCGGCGAGAUGACCGAGGGGCAGCUCGCGUGGUGGCGCAUGAGCCGGGCUUACAACAACGUACUCAAGCUCGGCGCGAUCGAGGACGUGAAGAACCGGGACAAGAUCGCGGCCCUGGUACGCUUCGCGACGAACCAGCGGAACGAGACGAGCCUGGACCAGUACGUCGAGAACCGGAAGAAGGGCCAGAAGCAGAUAUUCUACCUCGCGGACAUGGGCAAGUCGCCCGAGAUCCUCGCGAAGAGCGUCUUUGUCGAGAAGCUCCACGCGCGAGGGUACGAGGUCCUCCUGCUCGGCCAGCCACUCGACGAGAUUUUGCUCCAGCAGCUCCGUGUGUGGAAGAAGAUGUCGUUCCAGGACGUCGCAAAGUCCGGACUUAAGUUUGGCGAUGAGGAGGAAGAUCCUGAAGAAGAGAAGGAGCGGCAGAAGGAGCUCACGGAGCAGUACAAGCCUUUGAUUGACUGGUUCAAGAAAGAGACCAAUGAUUUUGUCCGCAACGUCGUGAUCUCGAACCGUCUCGUCACCUCGCCUUGUGCCAUCGUCGCAGACGCGUACGGCUAUACUGCCAACAUGGAGAAAAUGCUCAGUGCACAGAACCACGGUCAGGACGACAAGCGCGUCAUGCAUGAUUUUGCGAAGAAGAUGAAGACCCUCGAGAUCAACCCGCGUUCGCCACUCAUCGAAGGCUUGCUGAAGCGCGUCGAGCAGCUGCCGACGGACGAGGAUGCGGAGCGCGACCUCGAGGCGGAGGACGAGCUGCGUGAGGUCACGAGUGUGCUCAUCGACGGCGCCCUCGUCCGCUCGGGUUUCGAGGUGCCUGAUUCGCAUAACUUCUUUGCGCGUGUCGACCGCAUCCUGCGCCGCUCGCUCGGCGUCUCGGAACACGCGCCAACGGACGCGAGCGUGAAGCCCGCGCCGCCGGUCGACCCGUCGCACCCCGCAGACGAGGAGUUCGCGUUCGAUCCCGAGAUGCUCGACCCUGAGAUGCUCGGCCUCAACUUCGGCGAGCCUGUCGUCGAGGAGGACGAGGCACAGAAGGUGUGGAAGGUUGAGGGGCACGACGAGCUCUGAUUUAAAAGUUAAUGUAUAUCUGGAUGGAUUUCCUUCGUGGAUUCGGGAUGGGAAUAUAGCCCGUAAUUUUGUUUGGC